UUCUCCUUAGAUUACCUUUUAGACAACUCAUUUUUCCCCUUUUCAGCAAUUUUGUCGUAUUUUUUAUUUUUGUUAAUAAAUAGUCUUGAUGGGCGGCACGGUGGCGCAGUGGGUAGCGCUGCUGCCUCGCAGUUGGGAGACCUGGGGACCCGGGUUUGCUUCCCGGGUCCUCCUUGCGUGGAGUUUGCAUGUUCUCCCCGUGUCUGCGUGGGUUUCCUCCGGGUGCUCUGGUUUCCUCCCACAGUCCAAAGACAUGCAGGUUAUGUGGAUUGGCGAUUCUACAUUGGCCCUAGUGUGUGCUUGGUGUGUGGGUGUGUUUGUGUGUGUCCUGCGGUGGGUUGGCACCCUGCCCGGAAUUGGUUCCUGCCUUGUGCCCUGUGUUGACUGGGAUUGGCUCCAGCAGACCCCCGUGACCCUGUGUUCGGAUUCAGCGGGUUGGAAAAUGGAUGAAUGGAAAUAGUCUUGAUUUAAAGAGACACUUUGUUUGACUUGCCUGUACAAGCCACAAUUUGACUGUUCUCUCCCUUGUGCAACAUUUUUAUAUAUUAUGGGACUUUCUUUGGUUUUUGAACUUUUAAAGCCAGCCCACACACACUUUUUGGGGCCAGCUUUGGCCACAGUGAGCAGGUAGCAGUUAGGGUCUGGCUCUUUUCAGGUAUUCCUUUCAUGGGCAGGUUAUCGAAGGUCCUGACUUCCUUUAUGGCUGCUUUUUGGAGACCUUAACCCAUCUUAGUCAUGUGUGAGACUCUGUCUUAUAACAAUACCAAAGCCGUGCAUGUUUGGUUAAUAGAUGAGUGAGUUAGUUUGUAUGUGUGCCCUGCUAUGGACUGAUAUCCAAUCCAGGGUUGGUUUCUACCUUGCUUUUGAUUCUGCUCUGGAUUACAUGAGUUGAAGGAUGGAUGGAUGUAGGUUACAGCUUGUCAAUUAGAUUGUAGAUUGUUUUUUUUUUUGCUGUUAAGCAGAAUGUGCAUGAUGAAAUGCCUCAUGAAUGUGUCACAGGACAUUUGUAUAAUAUAUUCUUUUGCCAUAGAGUGAAGGGCUGUUUCAGAAUGCAUCUACAAAAGGAAAAAAGUAGGUAAAGUUUAUUCCCAUGCUGAAACAAAAUAGUAAAGAAUGUUAGAGACACAACAUCAAGUCUGUGUAGCUUUCAUCAGAUGUACCAAACGUUAUACACACAAUUAAGAGCACAGUAUUAGUAAAGAAGAAUGAACUCUCCAGUUUGUGAAAAAGUACAUAGAAUAAACAAGAACUGAUAGAGUUCAGAAAUUAAAUUAAUAGAGUUUUAGAACAGCACAGUUAUUUGACAAAGGUAACAUAAUUUGCAUAUGUAAAUUACAUAUGAAUGUUUUAUUUGUAUGUACUGAAUAGUUAAAUUAGUGAUUAAUACUAAAUAUGUAGCUGUUUCAAUAUAUACAUCCAUAAGUCCACUUUCCUAUCCUUUCUCCUACAAUGUGUCUAUCAGUCAGGUUUACUAUAAAAAAUCACAAAAAAAAUCAGUAUUGGUUUCUUCACCUUGUAAUAAAAAAUAAAACUUGUCAGUUAUAUUUUCCUCUCAUUUGUUGUUUUUUUGCUCCAGUUUAAUUACACGUUCAUCUGAGCAGUGAACUCAAGGUUAUGAAACAGUGGAAAUAACCUGCCAAGAGGUGUUUGCCUAUGCUAACAGUAUGUAAUUACAAAGCAGAAAAAUGGACUUUUAGAACAGCAGGGGUAUCAAGGGAAAUAUACAUGUCUGUGUAUUUUAGGGCAGUCUUUGGAGAAUUUCAUUUUUAUAGUGUGUGUAUAGUGUGUCUCAUCAGUGAAAAUCCGACCCAAAAAUUAAUUAACUUGAAUAGUCUUGUCCAGAAAUUGUUGGAUCAGUGAUCUUCCUAACAUUUUGCCAUCCCCGGCUGUUGUUGGCAGUUAUGGAGGAGGAGAACAUUGGCAUGAUUUCGGAUGAUUAUUAAGGUAACAGCUGGCAUUGAAAAUAUAACCUUUAUUUUGGACAACAGCAAUAAGGAAUCAAUUGCCAGAAAUGGAGACUAGCACUAUAUGUCCCAAAAUGACAGUUACACCAACUCGAGGUCUAGUGGAUGAAAAUAUUGUCAUAGUUAUUUCAGGACUGUCUCCAAAGCAAGCAAUCACCAUACGAUCUCUACUUAAUUCCGAAGACAAAGACUUCUGGCAUGCAUAUGGUCAUUAUGUCAGUGAUGAUAACGGAGUGGUAAAUGUGGUUGAAGAUGAGUGUUUAGGAGGCACAUACAAUGGUAGAGAGCCAACAGGACUAAUCUGGAGUUUAAAACCUGUACCUGGAAGCAGACCAGCAUUAAGAUUAAGAAAACUAGAUGUUCUUGCUCCAUUUAUGUUAAACAUAUCAGUUUAUAAAGGGCACAUCAGCAAAUGUUUCGAAGAACCUCCACUGGCAAAUGCCGUAAUAGAGCGCUGGUAUAUUGCUCCAGGAGUUUCUAGAGUAGAUGUUAAAGAGAAAGGCAUUCGUGGAACUCUUUUUAUUCCACCAGGUCCUGGACCAUUUCCUGGAAUUCUAGACAUGUGGGGAGGAGGAAGCAGUGGAAUAACAGAGUAUCGAUCUUCUCUGCUAGCAUCUCAUGGUUAUGCUGUGCUUGCUUUGGAUUUUUUAUCAAGCCAGGCAAAAUCAAUGCAGUCUGGAAAUAUUACAGAAAAAUAUUUUGAGGCAGCAUUUGAAUUCCUUCAGAGCCAUCCUAGGAUAUGCAGUGACCGAAUAAGUAUUUUUGGAUUCUCUUUUGGAGCAUCAGUAGCUGUUGCACUUGUAGCAAAUGAAAACUCAAUCAAUCCUAGAUGUUUGGUGUGUGUUAGUGGAUGUCACAUUAUACAAGUCAAGAAUACCAUUGAUGAUGCAAUUGUGGGAUUUUUCAGACAUCCUGGAAAAGUAAAGUAUGAUGAAAGUAAUCAUGUUAUCUGGCGUGGUCUGUGUCUUCCAAUACCUACUGAUGAAAGUGAGAAAGUUAAAGUGAGAAACCUGAAGUGUCCUUUUUUGUUAAUUGCUGGUAGUGAUGAUCAAAACAUGGCUGCUGCUGAAUCAGCUGAAGAUAUUGAGAACAUGAUGAAGGCAGCAGGAAAUGAACAUCUUUUGACUAAACUUGUCUAUCCUAUGGCAGGACAUCUCAUUGAUCCUCCUUAUAGCCCCCACAUUCGUUCUAGCAAUUUUAUUGAUUCAUUAAAAAACCAAAGAGUUGUUCUAUUAUAUGGAGGAACAACAAAAGAACAUUGUUUCGCUCAAGAAGAUUCCUGGAAAAAGAUCUUGGAUUUUUUACACCAUCAUCUUUACGAUGCUGAAAUCAUUUUACCCAAAGUAUGAUGUUCUGAGAUGACAAAAGCAAGUGAAAAUAUAAUCAAACUUUUGUUGUACAUAGUAAUGAACUAUUGAUACACUUAACAUUUUAAUUAAAACAAUCUCAAUAUUGUAACUCAACAAUUCAACACUUUCAAGCAAAAGAUAGGAAAGCUUUCUUAUUCUACCAGAAAUGUUUUAAGAAGGCCUUUUAUAUAUUUUUUUGG
Molecule: messenger RNA, 3513 nt
Organism: Erpetoichthys calabaricus (reedfish)
Lineage: Eukaryota; Metazoa; Chordata; Cladistia; Polypteriformes; Polypteridae
Product: acyl-coenzyme A thioesterase 1-like
Exons: 11
Coding region: 2012-3313 (433 amino acids)
Biological process (GO): acyl-CoA metabolic process; fatty acid metabolic process
Molecular function (GO): fatty acyl-CoA hydrolase activity
Source: RefSeq, a predicted model, not a curated record